AUGCACGUUGCACGCGUUCAGCGGCUUAAGCGCUGUCUCGGUGAAUCUCAGCUGAGCUGCUCGACACCUGACGUGCACCGCGCCCCACUGUGCCCCUCCGCGUCCCACCGCGCCCCUGCCGUCAGCUCGUGUCGAUUCGGGGCGCGCAUCCUCAACCGGGUGGCGGGGGGAGCCGCAGCGGCACGGAGGGGGGGCGGGCGGCGGGCGGACGCCGCACGUCAGUCCGCGCCGAGCGGCCGAGCGAGCGCCAUGUCCGCGUGCGCGCCGCGCGCCUGCUGUCGGCCGCGCGCCCCGCCGACCCUGCUCGACAUCACCGCGAAGAUAGUCGCCGCCGCGAUCCCCUUCCAGCGUAUAGAGGAGCGCUACGAGCGCAUACCGGAGCCGGUGCAGCGGCGCGUCGUGUACUGGUCGUUCCCGCGGGACGAGCGCGACAUAUGCAUGUACUCGUCGCUGGCGCGGGCGCCGCCCGACGACCACCGCAACAUCGCGUUCUGCCGCGGCCUCAAGCUGCUAGAGGCCGGGUGCGUGGAGAGCGUGCUACAAGUCGGUGAGUGUGCGCGCAGGCGCCUGUUUACUAAUACGCGCCUCGCCCACCCGCGCCGCGCGCCGCGCCGUAUAAAUAAAAACGACGUGUGCGGAUCGAUAGCGGCGGCUCCUCUCGGGAAUUAUUCAUGCAUCGGCCGAGAUAAGGGCCCCCGGACGGCGGCGUAUCGGACGAUCGAUCCUCGCGGGCUGCGGCAAUUAGCCGGAUCUGGUUUGGUGCGGCGCGGAGGAGGCGCG
Molecule: messenger RNA, 780 nt
Organism: Iphiclides podalirius (scarce swallowtail)
Lineage: Eukaryota; Metazoa; Arthropoda; Insecta; Lepidoptera; Papilionidae
Source: the annotation of a GenBank genome assembly